AUGGAACAACACCUGGAAGUAAUUGUUGAUGUUGAAGUUGUAGACAAACGAGAAACAGGAGGAGUUUCUACAAACAUGGAAGUGUUUGGAUUAAAGAAGAUCCUGGAAAGAAUUGUUGGCCAAAUCAUGGUCUCUGAGAUUGUAACCGAUGCAUCAGCAGCAGUUAUUGCCCUAGUACGGAAAAUGAAAGGUACAGGUACUGUAAAGUAUAGAGCAAGCAACUGAUGUGGGACUGUGAAUUUAUAUUAUUUGGUUGAUAAUGAAAUGUGUAAUGUUGCUGCAAGUUUUUACCAAUAAUUUUCAGUAUCACCAUGCGAGUGCUCGAAAAGACUUUUUAAGAAGCAUGUUAUGAUCAGGGCUCAAACUAGAGAAAAAAUAUGGCCUGCCAGUCUAAAUCUUUUUGCCAGGUGAAAUAAAUGCCAACCUGCCAUUUUUAUUCAUUGCCAUUGCACUACCAAAAUGGUGAUGUCUCAUCUACAUACAUAUAUAUAUAUAUACAUAUAUAUAUACAUAUAUAUAUAUAUAUAUAUAUAUAUAUAUAUGCAUUUUUUAAUAUUUUUAAACUUGUCUAUUUACUACAGUGAACUUUGAUUUACAUUUCAAAUAUAAACGUAUUUAGUCAACCAAAUGAUCUAUUAUAUAUGAGUUGUGGUAAGCAAAUGAAAUGAAAUAUAUAGAUCUAUAGAAUUUCACCUGCUAUUUUUUUUUUUACUUUUCUUGGCAGUUCAAAUCUGCUUUUGGCCAUUGACAGCCUGCUAUUUUGAGCCCUGAUUAUGAUGUUGAAAAAUUUAGCCAUAAAAGUACCAUGAAAUUCUAAUAGCACAAUUUGUUUUGUCUUGUUUUCCCAGACAAGUACCCAGACGAUUUUUCCCAUCUAUUUCACGCCUUGGACAUUUGGCACAAGUCAGUCAAACUUACCAAGAAACUUGCUAAGGUAAAAAUUGGUUGUAAAUUUGCUGGUGCAAAUCUUAAAACAGCUUGCAGCUUAUGAUGUUACCACGUCAGAUGUGCUGGGAGGCCCCUCAUUGAGCUAUCAAUAGUACAAAUGUACAAAAGUACAUUUCAGUAAAAAGUUUCUGUCAUUUUUUAUUUCAACAUAAUUAUUUUAGGCUGCCAAAGUUAAAGGGUGUGAAACAGUGAGCCAGUGGUCUGAACCAAUCAGGAACCAUUUUUGGUUUGUUUGUCAGAAUUCUAAUGGGGACGAAGAGAAACUUAAGGUUACUCUUGUUUUAUUUGGUAUCUUUGUUAUCUGAUAAGAUUUCUUUUUGGACUUAAUUUGACAACAUACAAGUUGCUUGUGAUGUUACGCUGAGUGUAUAUACACACUCAGAGUAACAUCACAAGCAUCUUAUUCACCUGAGUACACUACACCAUCACAGCAAAUAACAUACAAGUUAUUUACAUGCAACUAUUAUAUUCCAUUUAAUUAAGGAUGACUGGUUCGGAGUGCUACAUCACAUUGCAGGUGAACAUGAGUGGAUAGAUGGAGAGUGCCAGCAUGGUCCUUUAGUAGCAAGUGAAACAGAAAAGACAUACCUGGAUAAGAAUAGCAAAGCAAUGGAAGCUGUCCGUAAGGUGAUACUUGACCAGCGAUUUGUCAAGAGCUUGUACCAUUAUUGA
Molecule: messenger RNA, 1620 nt
Organism: Paramuricea clavata
Lineage: Eukaryota; Metazoa; Cnidaria; Anthozoa; Malacalcyonacea; Plexauridae
Source: the annotation of a GenBank genome assembly